Messenger RNA from Lactuca virosa, 1397 nucleotides. NCBI's taxonomy places the organism in Eukaryota, Viridiplantae, Streptophyta, Magnoliopsida, Asterales, Asteraceae. The record is from the annotation of a GenBank genome assembly.
AUGGCAAAGUUACUGUUCCUCAUACUCCCCAUCCUUUCCUUUGUCGUACCAUACCAUGGGUCCGUGGAGUUUUUCCGUCAACCACCACGACCACUUGUCUACACCCUUCACGAUGGUCCAAAGGCUCAUCCUCAACAGGUGCAUGUGUCAUUGGUCGGAAAGAAUUUCAUGAAGGUUUCAUGGGUAACCGAAGAAACUGAUGUGCCCUCUAGAGUCGACUAUGGAAAAGUUCAGUCGAAGUAUGACUCAUCAGCCACAGGAGAACAUUCUUCCUACAACUAUUUCUUCUAUACUUCCGGGGAGAUCCACCAUGUCACAAUCGGACCACUAGAUCCGGCUACCACCUAUUACUAUAGGUGUGGUGGCUCCGGACCAGAGUUUAACUUUCGAACACCCCCCGCAACCUUUCCCAUCGAGUUUGUAAUUGUUGGUGACCUUGGACAAACGGAAUGGACAAGCUCAACGCUGGACCAUAUUAAUGCAAGCAACUACGACGUUUUGCUCCUCCCUGGCGAUCUAUCUUAUGCAGAUUCACAACAACCACUUUGGGACUCAUUCGGGCGUUUGGUUGAGCCAUAUGCUAGCCGAAGGCCAUGGAUGGUUACAGAAGGGAACCAUGAACAAGAAAUAGUCCCGAUCAUCUACCCCAAUGGGUUCAAAGCCUACAACGCGCGUUGGCCCAUGCCACAUGAAGAAAGUGGUUCUGAAUCAAACCUCUAUUACUCAUUUGAUGUAGUGGGAACUCACAUCAUUAUGUUAGGUUCAUACGCGGAUUUUAGUGUUGAUUCGGAUCAAUAUAAAUGGUUAGCAAGUGACCUGGCUAAAAUUGAUAGAUCAAGAACACCAUGGGUUAUCGUGCUCCUCCAUGCGCCAUGGUAUAACUCCAAUCUGGCUCAUCAAGGAGAAGGUGAAAGUAUGCGGGUAGCAAUGGAAGAGAUUUUGUAUAACUCCAGUGUUGACAUGGUUUUUGCCGGCCAUGUUCAUGCAUACGAACGAUUUACUAGGGUGUAUGACAACAAAGUUGAUCCAUGUGGUCCAAUAUACAUAACCAUUGGCGAUGGAGGGAACAGAGAAGGUCUUGCCAUGACAUACAAAGAGCCUAGCCCUUCAAUAUCACUUUAUCGAGAGGCAAGCUUUGGACAUGGUCGAUUGAGAAUAAUGAAUGAAACACAUGCUCAUUGGUCAUGGCACCGCAACAACGACUCAGCAUCAUUUGCCGCAGAUAAUGUUUGGUUCAAAGGUUUGAGCUCGGCACCCUCAUGUAGCCAAAAGAUCCGAGGAAAAAAAUUUCAACACGAUGAGCUUUGAUCUUCUUGUAACCAUCAUUUUAUACUUAUGUGGUUUUUCAGAUUGCCUAUAUUUUAUGAAAUUGAUCGACGCUUAGCUAGGAAAAAAAU